AACAAGAGUAGCGUUAGAUGAAUAUAGAAUAAAUAAUUCAUAAAUUAUAUCGCAUAAAUAUAAAGUCAUUUAGUAUAUUUACUAUUUUCAAAAGCUUUUAAAUAAAAUUCAACAAAAAACUGUUGACAUGACAUCAGCAGCAUCAGCCGUUCCCCCAUUGAAAUGCAACACAGCCGAGUUCACUCCCAACUCAAAUGAAACUUUAUAUUUGGCUUUAUAAAAACAUUUUGUUAUGCGGAUUACCAAAGACAAAGAACAGGUUUUUAUUCCAAUCGGUUCUUUUCGAUGCGAAGAAGACACCAAAAAGUAUCUUCCUUGUAACAUUUAUAAUCAGAUAUUUGAUGAAAUAAGCGAUGGUUUGAAAUUGAGUGAGCUUGUUCAAGUAAACAAAGAAAAUGUUUAUUUAAACCACGCUGCAUUUGGGCGAGCAUAUCGCGAUGUGGUUACUUUGAGUUUGCUACUAAAAAGUUUCGCUGAGGAAAAUCCUGAUGUAUUUUACGACCAACUUUGUUUGCCACUCACAAACUAUACCUAUAAGAUUUUGUAUGAAUUUUUCAAAAGCGAAAAUGUUCUCCUCGUUCCAAAUUGCACCUUUGGCAUGAAUGCUGUUCAAGAUUAUUUGAUAAAAGAAAAAAAAUAUUCAACGGCAGCAAUAUUGAACCCAAUAUACGGUGCAACAAGAAAACAAUUAGAAACUCUUGAGUAUGACGGUUUUUUAUCUGAAAUUGUCUAUAUUUCUCCUGGUAUAAAUGCAUUGCUGGAGGAAAAUCCUAGCGUAAUUUUAACUUCUCUUACAAAGGCAUACAACGAAUGCAAUUUUGAAAUUUUAUUUUGCGAUGCAAUCGCAAGCCAAAGUGGUAGAAUAUUACCUCUAAAAGAGAUUAGCAGUUUUUGCGCUUUGCACAAGAUUACUUUUGUUGUUGACGGAACACAAUGUUGUGAGCUACUGUUUGAAGAUAACAUCCAGCUACUUGAUCAUGUUGAUUAUUUUGUGAUGAGCACGCACAAAUGGAUUGGAAAUACUAAAUCAUGCGGUAUUAUUCGUUUUAAAAAUAUUGAAGCGUGUCCGAGACCUCCUGCAAUAUCAUUUGGUUGGGAUAAUUCUGAAGGAAAAUCACACUCUCAAAUAAAAGCAGGCUACAUGUGGCUGGGUAUGCUAGACACAUAUAUUUCAUACAUAACUUUGUCAAAAGCUAUAAAAAUAUUCAAAAAGUAUGGCAGAGCUCAGUUGCAAUACGCUGCAAGCUUAUUAAAUCGUGGGUUACUGAACAAUUUAGGAGUUAAACCGUUAUUGCCGGAAACAAACGAUAGAAGGGUAAUAAACAUCUUUGAUUUGAAAAGUUGUCAGUUUUCAUCAAUAAAAAACUUAAAUGAUAUACAAAAAGCAUUUCAAGAGUAUGGUUUAUUUGUUUCUGUUAAAUCAACUGAUCAAGACUGUUUCAAUAACAAAGUCCUAAAUAAAGAUAUUACCGAGACAACUAAAGAAGAGAAACGUAUGAAUCUUAAAAAUGAUGUUCGCAACGGAAUUAACAGUUAUAUUGCUAAGGAAGAGCAAGAAACCGAAAUUCCUGUAUGUACAAGAUCUUUCAAUAAGUAUAUACGAAUAUCUUGUUGGUCUUACAACACAAUUGAAGAUUUUGAGUAUUUUGCAAACAUAUGCAACAACAAUCUUUAUUUGUCAAAAACAACUGAUGCUGGAUUACGUCGACAAUUUUUGCACAUCUAUGAUCUUUAUGAAAAACUCUUUUCUGUAUUAAAAACAAAAGCAUUUUUUAUAAGAGCCGAACGUCUACGUCAUCAUCUCAUUUUUUAUUAUGCACACACUGCAGUGCUUUACAUAAACAAACUUGUAGUUAGCGGUUAUUUAGAUUCAAAAAUGAGAAUUGAUCCAUUCAUUGAAUCAAUAAUGUCUGUAGGUGUAGACGAAAUGUCUUGGGACGACUUACUUGAAGAUAACUACGUUUGGUCUAAAUAUUCGGAUGAGCAACUGGCAGAGUAUCUUAACAAAAUUAAAAUUUAUCGACAACAGGUUAAAAAAUUAAUAUUGCAGCUACUUGAUAAUCAACCAAUAAACUUACCAAUCAAUCCUAGUAGUUUGCAUUGGGUAAUAUUAAUGGGAAUAGAGCACGAAAAAAUUCAUCUCGAAACAAGUGCUGUUAUAAUUUCGCAAGUACCCCUCCACCUAAUAAAAAAGAAACACAAUUUUAAUUUUCUGAUGUACAAAUCAGAAAAAACAAAUAAAACUUAUGAAAAUUUAUAUACUUCAUGUAAAAAUGUUUUAGUUGACAUUCCCGGAGGAAAGGUUUUAAUGGGUAAAGAUAAUUUAGAAAGUGACUUUUUUGGAUGGGAUAAUGAGUUUGGAUCAGAAGAAAAGAUUUUGAAACCUUUCAGAGCUAGCCAGAUGCUCGUUUCUAAUGCGGAAUAUUUAGAGUUUGUUGAAGCUGGUGGCUAUACAGAAUAUGGUAAAAAAUGGUGGUCUACAGAAGGUUGGCGUUAUGUCACUGACUUAAAUGUUACAAUGCCACGAUUUUGGGUGAACAAAUUUACUUAUAGAUUGCUUUUAGAAGAGAUUCCGAUGCCAUGGGAUUUUCCAGUUGAAGUAAAUAAUUUAGAAGCAGAAGCUUUCUGUAAUUGGAAAAGUGAAAGUAGUGGAGUUAAGGUGCGACUCAUAUCUCACGAAGAAUCUUUUCAUAUGAGAUUAUUAGUACAAAACGAAACAUCAAACACAAAUCUUAAUAAAUUUGGUUCACCUACUCCUGUAAAUCUUUAUGGAGGUCUAAUAGCAGGUAAAAUGGUUUACGACGUUUCAGGGAAUGUAUGGCGUCAUAGCGUUUCCGUUCUCACUAUAAUGAACGGAUUUAAAAUGGAUCCUCUCUACGAUGAUUACACCCUUCCAACAAUUGAUGGAUUUCACAAUCACAUUUUAGGUGGGUCUUGGAUUUCACUAGGCAAUUUGGCAAACGUUAAUGCACGAUAUGGCUUUAGAAGGCAUUUCUAUCAAUAUGCUGGUAUUCGAUACGUAGAAAGUGAAAACAGUUUUCAUAACAGAGUCCAUAAAAUGUUUGAUAACUUGGUUAUUGGAGAAAAAUUGACUGAGCACUAUACUGAUUUUAAUGGAGAAACUUUGGUCAAAAAGAAACCUGUUUUAAAUUGGCCUUAUAUCCUUGGUAAUAAAACUGCUGAGCUUAUUAACCAAAAUAUUCGCAAAAAUAAUCAAGAAAGUAAACUUAAAAUUUUAAUAGCUUAUGGAGGAGCUGGACGAGUUACAUUAGAAAUUUUAAGAAAUUGCAGCAAUCUAGAAAUUGAAUUUACCGAUAAAACUGCAAACAACUUGCAACUUUUAGAAAGCCUUCUACGCGAUUCAUCAGUAAGCUGGUUUCAAAAACUAGAAGGAGAGAUAACAGAGUCAAAAUCUUACCACCUCGAACCUACUGAAUGUGAAAAAAAACUUUUAGACGAAAAAAACAACACAAUUUUGUUUUUUCAAGCUGACUACAAAAACAUGAAGCCUACUUUAAAAGAUUAUGAUUUAGUUGUUGCAGAUUUCAGGUACAAAAAUGCGCAUGAGGAACUGCUUGAAAUAACCAAAAGAUUAAAAAUAAACGGAUUGUUGGUAUUAGGUAGCAUUGAUGACGUAAAUACUGAGUUAUUUGAUACCAAUCACUCGUUAAGCGUUUUAAAAAACAAUUUUGAAUGUCUGGAAAAUAUUAGCGAGCAUCCGCACAUAUACAAAGAAACUAGAAACAAACACAAAUACGCCAUAUCUUACUUAUCAAUUUGGAAAAAAGUUUCUGAUUUUGUAAAAAGUACUCAUGUUCCUUCAGUUGACGACGAAGAUAUAUUGACGACUGCACAAUAUUACGAAGAUGAAAAUAUUUUAAGUUCAUAUGAGGUGUUUCAUUACGGAGAUGGACUUUUGUCUGUUAAAAACUUCCCUCUGCAUAUUGCCGAAGUGUGCAUAAAAGCUGCACUCAAAUAUAAAACUGGUUUAGAUAGAGCUUUAGACGCAGGUUGUGGACCAGGGAGAACUGCAAUUGAACUUAGUGGUACUUUUAAGCAGGUUAUGGCAUAUGAUUAUUCAAAUGGGUUUGUUGAGUUAAUGAACACAAAAAAAAAGGAAAGAAAUAUUUUGAAUCUCGUAACUUUUCAAGGUGACUGUCAUAACCAAAAAGAGAUAUGCGAUGAUAAAAUGUUUGAUCUAAUUCUUGGUUGUAAUCUCAUUGAUCGAUUGCAUUCCCCACAGGAAUGGUUGAUUCAAUCUAAGGGAAUGUUGAAAAAAAAUGGAAUUUUGGUUAUUUCUUCUCCAUACACAUGGUUAAAAGAACACACAGCAGUUAAUAAAUGGAUCGGAGGAAUUAAAAAAAAUGGAGAGAACUAUUUUACACUUGAUGGAUUAAAAGAAAUUCUAUCACCAGAAUUAGCACUUUACGAAACUAUUAGCAUACCAUUUGUUAUUCCCGAUGCAGACGGAACUUAUCAAUAUACGUACAGUAACUGCACAAUAUUUGGUGCCGUAAAAUAAACCGUUAACAAUUUUAUAUCAGUUAUAUCAAAUUUAAAAUUUGUUACAAUAAAAAUUUUAUACUUUCAUUAGAAAAAAUUUUUUUAAUUCUGUCUUAAAAA
Molecule: messenger RNA, 4623 nt
Organism: Hydra vulgaris (swiftwater hydra)
Lineage: Eukaryota; Metazoa; Cnidaria; Hydrozoa; Anthoathecata; Hydridae
Source: RefSeq, a predicted model, not a curated record